CCCGCGCGCCGCAGUCCGAGCUGGAGCGUCUCGGCCCUGGCGGUUACCGUUGCCUCUGGGCGGCUCUGGCGGCGACUGCGGCUCCCGGGGUCUGCAGAGGGCAGUGGGCUGGCCCUGGCCCGUGGCCGCCUUCAGCCCAGCGCUGGGACUGGGGAGGCGAGACGGCGGCUGCGGGUUGUGCCCGGCCCCCUCCUUGGCGGCUCCAGCCCUCGGGCGGCUGCGGGCUCCGGGCAGCCCCGGGCGGCGGCCGAGCCGGCGGCUCGGAAUGGCGAGAUAGCAGCGCGGGAGCGGCCGGACUAACGAUAUUUCACGGAUGAUGGAUAUUUACUUACCUUUGAAACGGCCAUCCUGGAUGGUGGACAAUAAAAGAAUGAGGACUACUACAAAUUUCCAGUGGCUUCUAUCAACGUGUGUUCUUUUAUACUUAAUGAAUCAUGUAAAUACCCAGAGAAAGGGGACUCCUCAUGAUUUGAAAUGUACAACUAACAAUUUACAAGUAUGGGACUGUUCAUGGAAAGCACCCUCUGGAGCAGGCCAUGGUACUCUUUAUGAAUUUUGCAUUGACAGCAGGUCCCAUCCUUGUUAUCCAUUAGUGAAAACAAAUAUUGAAAUCCCAGCUCUUCCACCUGGUAAUCAUGCAAUAACAAUACGUCCUCAACAUGAUGCUGGAGGUUUUACAAGUAAAUUCAUACUAAGUGAAAAAAAUAUUUCAUUAAUUCCAGCUGCUCCAGAAAUCUUGAAUUUGUCUGCUGAUUUCUCAACAUCUACAAUACACGUACAGUGGAAUGACCAGGGUUCUGUUUUUCCACGACAUUCAAAUGUCAUCUGGGAAAUUAAAGUCCUACGUAAAAAGAGUAUGGAGCUUGUAAAAUUAGUGACCUACAACACAACUCUGAAUGGUAAAGAUGCUGUUCAUCACUGGAGUUGGGUCUCAGACAUGCCCUUGGAGUGUGCCAUUCAUUAUGUGGGAAUUAGAUGCUAUGUUGACAGUCUGCUUUUCUCUGGUCCCAAAGAGUGGAGUGACAUGAGCCCAGUGAAGAACAUUUCUUGGACUCCUGAUUCUCAGACUAAAGUUUUCCCUCAAGACAAAGUGAUCCUUGUAGGCUCAGAUAUAACAUUUUGUUGUGUGAGUCAAGAAAAAGUGUUAUCGGCACAGAUUGGCAGUACAUACCGUCCCCUUAUCCAUCUUGAUGGGGAAAAUGUUGCAAUCAAGAUCCAUAAUAUUUCUGUUUCUGAUAGUAGUGGAACAAACGUGGUUUUCAUGAUAGAAGAUAACGUAUGUGGAACAGUUGUUUUUGCAGGAUAUCCACCUGAUACUCCUCAAAACCUGAAUUGCGAGACACACGACUUAAAAGAGAUUCUAUGUAGUUGGAAUCCAGGAAGACCAACAGGAUUGGUGGGCCCACGCAGUACCAGCUACACUUUGUUUGAAGGUUUUUCAGGGAAAUCUGUUAGAUUUAGAAGAGUUGAAGUGCCUACAAAUGAAAGCUAUCAGUUAUUCUUUAAAAUGCUUCCAAGUCAAGAAAUAUAUAAUUUUACUUUGGUUGCUCGCAAUCCUCUGGGUGGAUCAGAAUCAACAAUUUUAGUUAACAUAACUGAAAAAGUUUAUCCCCAUGCUCCUACUUCGUUCAGAGUGAAAGAUAUUAAUUCAACAGCUGUUACACUUUCUUGGCAUUUACCAGGCAACUUUGCAAAGAUCAAUCUUUUAUGUCAAAUUGAAAUUAGUAAAAUUAAUUCAGUACAAGAAUUGCGGAAUGUGACAGUCAAAGGAGUAGAAAAUUCAAGUUAUCUUGUUGCUGUGGGCAAGUUAAAUCCAUAUACUGUAUAUGCUUUUCGUAUUCGCUGUUCUACAGAAACUUUCUGGAAAUGGAGUAAAUGGAGCAAUAAAAAACAGCAUUUAACCACAGAAGCCAUUCCUUCAAAGGGACCUGACACUUGGAGAGAGUGGAGUUCUGAUGGAAGAAAUUUAAUUAUCUAUUGGAAGCCUUUAUCCGUCAAUGAAGCUAAUGGAAAAAUACUUUCUUAUAAUGUGUCAUGUUCAUCAGAUGAGAAAACACAGUCCCUUUCUGAGAUCCUUGACCCUCAACACAAAGCAGAAAUACAACUUGACAAAAAUGACUACAUCAUCAGUGUGGUGGCCAAAAAUUCUGUGGGUUCAUCGCCACCUUCUAAAAUAGCUAGCAUGGAAAUUCCAAAUGAUGGUCUGAAAAUAGAGCAGGCCGUUGGAAUGGGAAGGGGGAUUCUCCUCACUUGGCAUUACGACCCCAACAUGACCUGCGACUACGUCAUCAAGUGGUGUAACUCGUCUCAGUCCGAACCGUGCCUUAUGGACUGGAGAAAAGUUCCUUCAAACAGCACUGAAGCUCUCAUAGAGUCUGAUCAGUUUCAACCAGGUAUAAGAUACAACUUUUUCCUGUAUGGGUGCAGAAAUCAGGGAUAUCAGUUACUACGUUCCAUAAUUGGAUAUACAGAAGAAUUGGCUCCAGUUGUUGCACCAGAUUUUAGCGUUGAGGAUACUUCUGCAGAUUCAAUAUUAGUAAAGUGGGAAGAUAUUCCUGUGGAAGAGCUUAGAGGCUUUUUAAGAGGAUAUUUAUUUUACUUUGAAAAAGGAGAAAGAGACACAUCUAAGAUGAGGGGUUUGGAAUCAGGUCGUUCUGACAUAAAGGUUAAGAAUAUUACUGAUAUAUCCCAGAAGACACUGAGAAUUGCUGACCUUCAGGGAAAAACAAGUUACCACCUGGUCUUGCGGGCCUAUACAGAUGGCGGAAUGGGCCCAGAGAAGAGUAUGUACGUGGUGACAAAGGAAAAUUCUGUGGGGCUAAUUAUUGCCAUUCUCAUCCCCGUGGCAGUGGCGGUUAUUGUUGGAGUGGUAACAAGUAUCCUUUGCUAUCGGAAAAGAGAAUGGAUUAAAGAAACUUUCUACCCUGAUAUUCCAAAUCCAGAAAAUUGUAAAGCUUUACAGUUUCAAAAGAGUGUCUGUGAGGGAAACAGUGGUCUUAAAACAUUGGAAAUGAAUCCUUGUACCCCAAAUAAUGUUGAGGUUCUGGAAACUCGGUCAACUUUUUCCAAAAUAGAAGACACAGAAAUAAUUUCCCCAGUUGCUGAGUGUCCUGAAGAGAGCUCCGAUGCAGAGCCUGAAAACCAUGUGGUUGUAUCCUAUUGCCCACCAAUUAUUGAGGAAGAAAUACCGAACCCAGUGGGGGAAGAGGCUGGAGGGGCUUCACAGGUCGUCUACAUUGACGUUCAGUCCAUGUACCAGCCCCAGACAAAACCAGAAGAAGAGCUGGAGAGGGACCCUGGAGGGGGCGCAGGCUACAAGCCACAGAUGCACCUCCCCAUCAGUGCUGCUAUAGAAGACAUCACUGCUGAAGAUGACUUAGAUAAAACUGCGGGUUACAGACCUCAGGCAAAUGUAAAUACUUGGAGCUUAGUAUCUCCAGACUCCCCCAGAUCCACGGAUAGCAACAGUGAAAUUGUCUCAUUUGGAAGUCCAUGUUCCAUUAAUUCCCGACAAUUUUUGAUUCCUCCUAAAGAUGAAGACUCUCCGAAAUCGAAUGGAGGAGGGUGGUCCUUUACAAACUUUUUUCAGAACAAACCGAAUGAUUAACAGUGUCACUGUGUCACUCCAGCCUGCCAUCUCAAUAAGCUCUUAUUACUUGUGUUGCGAUGUCAGCACGGGGCACUCUUGGAGGAAUCCUGUGAAGUACUGUUGUUAGUGAGGUGAGGUUCACCACGUGCAAGUUACACCAAAAGUGUUAAUGUGCUUUUAAUGUGGUCUUAAAGGCCAAAGUCUAGUGACUCAGAAUCCAGAACCCAAGAUUCGGAACUCUUUGUGAUCGAGCCAAAGAAUUCUCACAUGCUCUACCUUCAGGAAACACUUCAUGGCCAAUACUGACUAGUUACAUACAUGCAAAACAAACCCUGCCACUCUGUUUUCUGUUCUGCUGUUAAUGGUUUUCUCAGAUGUAUACUUUAUGGAAUUGAAAGUGGAUUUGCAGGCAAGGGAGAAAAACUCCACAGUAACAGAUGAUGUUUAUUUGCCUGACUUUUCCUCCAUUCUAGAUGAAAACCAAGCACAGAUUUUAAAACUUUGAAGAUUAUUGUCUAUCCACAGCAUUUGCAAAAAUUAAUAUAAUUUUUAAUGUAGUGACAGCUAUUUAGUGUUUUGUCUGAUAAAGUAUGCUGAUUUCUGUGCCUACUGUAUAAUGAUUAUCUAACAGUUGUCUCAGGGGUGCAAACUUGGAGAACACGUGUGACACUGACCCUCUCAAAUCAGAACCAUGUUUUCUUGUUUUGGUGGGUUUUGCAAACCUUUUCAUUAUGUGUUACCUUUUAUGCUAGCUUCUGUUAUUGCAGUAGUUGCCCUAAUAUUUAAAAUUUAAAUCUGUAAGACUAUAGACCCAAGUUUUUUUUAAAAAAAACAACCAUUUUGUGAUACAGUGUCAGCUUUAUAUGAGCAAAUUCAAUAUUAUUCAUAAGCAUAUAAUUCCAGUGGUUGACCAUGUGAGAUGACUACUAAGCAAUAUGUCACGGCAUUAGCUAUCCGUCUAGUUCUGAUUGGCCUUCAUUCCUCCUGAGAAGACCGUGCCCUCGAGCCUGGUCACCAAGGCAGAGACCAUCUCUGACACCUCCUCAUCAGUGUUGCUUCUAUUCCUGAGUCUUACCUCUCCCUUUCUCUUGAACCGUCAUCAUUCCAGACUAUCUGGUUCAGUCCUCGCAUUUUAAAGUAUAAAGCUAAGGAGAGAAUGCUGCUUCCAGGAACAGGUAGCCAAGGAUUACUUCUGAGUAAAUGUCAUAAAUCGGUUGGACUCCGUGGACACACUUGUAUGGCCAGGUACGGCAGUUGCUUGGUGAGCUGUGCAGAGUUGAGCAUUCAGUACAGCAUCAUCUGCCCUCCCAAGUUUCUCAUAAGUGAUGGUGGUUUUUAGGAAAGCAGAAUAAAAAACUGAAAAGACAUCUUGUAUUUCCCCUGCCCUCAGUUGUCUACGUAUUUUAUCUUUAGAUAGUUAAGGCAAAUGUACCUGAAAAUUUAAAAUACCUGAAUAAGUUAUGCUUAUUUUUUAGUCAUCUGAGGUUCUGUAAUGUAUUUGAAAAGAAUAGAUCGAUUAUUUUUUUCAAGUUCAUGCUGUAUCUUUUUAAAAACCACACUGUGGAAAAAAGCCACAGAACAAGGAACAAAAUCUAUUUAGGUACUCUGUGAAUGAAUCCUGAUUUUUAACUACUAGGAUUCAACUAAAUUUCUAAGCUUCAUAUUAUGGAUAUGUGGAAUGACAUACAAUUAAUUAUGUACAUAGCAUAUUAAAACUAUAUAAUAGUUCAUAGAGGUUUUCAGUGAUGAAAAAUAGGUCAAAGUGGAGCCAUCCCUACACAGUUUUCUCUAGUCUUCCUUUCUGGCCUUUUUGGCUCCUUUCCUGAGCUUCCAGUCCGGGCACUCAGGCCUGGCACAGCCCCCUCUUCCUGCCAAAGCUUGGCAUGACUGUGGUCCACUCGUGCUAACUCACGCCUCUUCCCCUGUUCCUGUGUUCAUCUCUUUAGGACAAGGAUGAACAUUGGCUGCGGUAAAAGUUUAUUGAUCUAAAUGAUGCUAACCUGAAAUAACAGGAAAAGGACAGAAGAGACUGAUCUCUGUCAUCAAUAUAAGUGCAUUUUAACUGUGACUAUGUGGACCCAGUGCCUUUCCUAACCCAUGGAAGGAAUGGCUCAUGUGUUUGGCUAAUGGUGAACAUCACUGGGGCUGUUAAGUCCUUUCGUUCUGUCCAAGAAUUCACUGCUUGUCCUUUAUGAAGAAGUUCAGAGUGCUACUCACCCAUCCCCUGCCUCUGGAGUACCAUACACAAGGAUCACUAGGUUAACAGAGAGUAAUGCUCUGUUAGUCUGGGCACGCUCCUUAUACCUCACUGUAUCUUAGAAGAAUGUGUUUCAAGUCUGAGGCCAAAGCAGGUUUCCUUGCCUUUCCCCAUUUCAUUGAAGAUAGCCAGACCCAUGUGCAGAUCGGAGGUUGUUACCUCUCAGCCCCGUCCUCCCUGUACACCUAGGGGGAGCCUUAACACGGGGAGGGGGAGAAUAGCCUCAGUCUUGUAUCCAGUUGUUUGAGACUGGCAGACGUGCCCUGUGUCAGUACAGAGAUCCUGCCUCUGUGGGAGGCGUUUUAAUCAUGGUUGCACCCUGUCCAUUCAGAUUAGCUACAUCUCCUUUAGGGGGAUAAUUAUGGACCAGUUAGAAAGGGAAUCUGGAUGAGUGCCCCCAGCCCUUACUAACCUGGGAAAUAAUUGGGAAAUUUCUCUUUCCUCUGCAAAAGCCCAACCAUUGGUUAGAAAAAUCUAGAUGUCAAACUAGAAUUAUGUUCCAUUAUGUCUUAUGAAUAGUACUUCACUUAAGGGAUAUUUUUACCUCUCUUAUAAGUCAUUUCGUUUAUAAGCCUGUUUUAAAUCAAGCUUCCCUUGUGAGGAAUGGGGAUCGGAUCAUUAUAGAGGUCAUUAUGAGUACAUUUCUUUUGUGAGUGGCUAUUUUAAAUAAUAAUAAAAAUACUCUUAAAAGCUUAGGCUUUUGACAUUAGGUGAACCUUGUGAAUUCUGUAUUGCAUGGAUUAACACAGAUAUGUGAUCUUAAGUCUCCAAUUUAUUGAACCUGUACAGGCCUGGAUGUGAGACUGUAGCUCUGAGUAUCUGGAUAGUUGAUUGUGUCAACCUCAUUUUCCAAACCAGCAUUACUUUUCUCGGCUCAUGAAUCUGAAGGAUUGCAUUUAGAACAUCUAGUACUAUCAUACUCUCAGAAAUUUGGUAAAAAGUCACAUUCUUAAACCUUCAUGCAUAUUAUAUUAUAGUUGAAAAUUUGUCCUGUGAUUUCUUAACUGUCUUCAUACCGUCCAUAUUUAAAGAUCAUUGCAAGUCUUUUUUGUAUUUGGAUAAUUAAAUGUAGUUUAAUGAAGGAGACUAGCAAGUGUUUUCUUUUUACAAAGGGAAUUCGAAAUCAGUUUUAUGGUAUUUUGAAAUUUAGCUACUCCUUAACAUGUCAAUAUUCAAAAAAAUGUUAUCUCAAAGUUUUUGACUGCUCAGGGGCACAUAAUCUGAUAAAAUUUUUGGUUUGUUUACUAUAAGGUCAAUUUUGCUUUUUUCUAUUUUAAACUAUGUUAAAAUUUGUACGGCUUUUACAAAAUGCCUCUUUUCCUUAUAUUGAAAGUUUAAAAUUAGGCCUUUCACAGUAAAAUAUACCAUCAUUAGAUUAAAAAGACUCAGGCACUCGAGAAAGUGUACUGACUAACUUCUUGCUGAGUCCCAGCCCAGAGUAUUACAGAUGCAGUGGAAUUUUCCUGAAGGGGGCUGUGUAUCAAGGUCUACAGUAUGUGGCUCUGAAACUCAUAGAUGCAGAUCUACUAUAGAGAUGGCUCCACAGUUUGUGUUAAAGAGUCCUGCUCAUGUAUCACUAGUUAGCUUAUUUCUUCAUAAUUUUAAAUGUUGAUAGUUUUUGUUUUUUUUUUAUUUAAUGGGUACAAAACUAGGGACAUGUUUGUACCACUAGUGUAUGUUUUGGCAAACAAAAAGUGCAUUGAUGUGUGAGGAUAAUUGAUUAAUGUGAGCACUCUUUCCCUUGAUGAACUAGUGCAUCAAAGCAUUAAAUUUAUUUUAAACCUUUAUUUCCUGCUGAAUCAAAGUUUCAUUGCUGUCAUGCCCCUCUUUUAUAUCUGAAAGAGAAUUUUUCAUAGAAGAAAAUGAUUUGUAGCCAAACUUCCAGGUCAUUUAUCUGUUAGACAUAGCCUUAGAAUAUCAUUGGAGCUGACUCAGUUUGAAUUUGGUUAAUUUUUUUUUAUGUCAGUUAUGUACCAAGACUAUUAAUAAUACUUAAACCUCUUAUUUUGUGAGGUUUUUAUUCCCAUUCAAUUAGUGCUUUUGUCUUAUUACAUAGUUAUAUGCAUGCUAAUUAUAAUACAGAUAAACUUUUUAAUUCCAACACAGAAGAUAAAGAAUAACAUUUAGUUAUUUGAUAGGAUUUAUUUUAUAUGAUAAAGGUUCAGGGGGUAUGAUUUUUUUUCUAGAAUAUAUCUAAAUCUUUAUGAUUUUGGGUUAUGACAGGAGUCUAUUGUUUUUAAUAAUGAGUACCACUUAUUUCUCCCUAUAUUAGAAAUGUUCAAGUUUUGGAUUAUAAAAUCCAUCCAAGUUAUAAACAGAAUUUAUCUAUACAAGAUGAAUUCUUAACUCUGCAGCAUUUUUAUAAAAAUUAAAAAGUAGUGUUUUACGUUUGUAUGUGUAAGUGCCUAGCUGAAGAACCAUAGAAACAAUAAAUUCAAAAGCUCUUACAGAACUUAAACUAUAACUGAUUGAAUAUUGGCCAAAAACAAAUCAUUAAUAACUUACAUUAUUUUUUGGUUGUUGGAACUGAAUAUGGUAAGAACAAGGAGAUGUGAGUGGGGAGAAAAAGUUCUAAUUCAUAAGGAAAUUUAUUUUUAUAACAUUUACCUGUCUUCUAAGAUUGUCUUUACAGUAGCCAGUCAGAACUUUAAAAAAAAGCUAAUGCACACCUUAUGUGUUGCACUUAAACCUAAAAUACUGUGCACACUUGAUUGAAUGGGUCACUUAAAUUACUGGAUUUCCUUAUACAUUUAAAAUGUAUUUCCCUUUAGAAGUAUUCCAUGUUAAAUGGGUAGCUUUCAACUUCUGAACUUACUGUUUUCCUAAGCAUUCCAGUGGUGUAAUAUGAAAUAUCAAAAUAUUUCUAGGUGGUAAUACAUUUUUUUAUUAAAACAUGGAAAAGUUGUGAACUAUUAGGUUUAACAUUAGGGUAAGUAUUUUUGCAAUCGAUUAUAGAAAAGAACACUGAAUAAUGGUUUUCAUAAAAAUUAGUUUUCCAUCUUUACCCAGUUUGAUUCCAAAUACUUUCCUCAUUAUUUCUAAUAUCACAUAAGCUAGUGGCUCCUUCUAUUUGAUUUUUUCCUUCCAACAUUAAUAUUUAGGAAAAAUGUGAAUAGUGUUGUGAAUAGUGGAAUACAGCAUGCAAAAAAGAAACCGUUGUUGUGAAGGUGUAGGUGCUACGUUAUGGAAAAACAAAACCCUGGGAUUUGUUUUAUCUUAAUAUUUUCUCAAAAAGGAGCAUGCCCUUUUGUUAAAUACAUUUCAAUUCAGAAUUGCUUGAAAAAGAUUGGCCUGCAUAGAGAAAUAGAAAUCCUAGAUUUGAGAUAGUAUCUGUUCAAAGGUAAAAUUGAUGAUUUUUAAAUACUCAACUCUCCUAGCAGGAAUUUUCUUUUUUCUUUUCUUUCAUUUGCUGGCUGUAAGUCAAAGUCCUUACAACACUAGGAAAUUACCAUUUUUUACUUUCAAAAUUACAUUAUAGCGAAUUACUGUUUACAAAAUACACAUACUGUGAACAGAUACAAGUUUUUGUGUUUUAUAAGGUUGUUUGCAGAAUGAGUGUUGUUUUUUCUUUUUAAAGGUAGUGUUAUAUGUUAAAUGUUUCCAGUUUUUUAUAAAUACUAGUAACUGUUUACUAAUUUUUGUUUGGUCACAUGCUUGUAAAUGUAGCUGACAGAAGAUAAGGAGAAACUGCAGGUCUAAAAUUUCCCUUUUUUCUUCCUUGAAAUGUUACCACUACAGACAUUUCUUCUUUUUUUCUUUUUAAUGUGAAUGGUCAAUUAUGAUACGUAGUUCCUAAAAUCAUGUUUAAUAAUGUAAUGAAACGCUUAAAUUUACAAAAAUGUGGGUCACUGUGAAAGUUUUGAGACAGAUUAUAUUAUGGUCCAUUAUCGCUUCCAAGAGACAAAGGCCACAGCAUCCUUCUGAUUGACCCAUGCAAGUUUCAGCUUGCUCAGAUUUUCCGUUUCUUGAUUUUUGUGUAUCUCAAAAGUUGCAUAAUGACCCAUGUACAGGAAGUAAACUAUAAAUUGAAGUAUAUUUGUGUGAUUCAGUCUGAUUCACAGAAUUAGGAGUUUAAUUGGAAUAAACAACCCCACUUACAGAGAUGGCAACUGAAAUAUUUCCUGCCUUAUGAAAAUUUGGAUAUUGCUGUUAGAAUGGGUAAUUUGGACAUUUUACAUUAUUGUAUAAUUUCAGAAUUUAGUUUCCAUGUCCUUUGGAAAACUCGGUUAUAGCAAAAACAUAGAAUAUAAUCUAAGACACCAUAAAUAUAAAACUAGUAUGCUUGGCUGUUAACUCUAAAGAUGUUACUUAUGUCUGUUUUUAAAACGUGCAUGUAUUUAACAAUUUUAUCAUAGUAUUGUCAUGGAAAAAAUAAAUAUAUUUUCUUACAUCUUAUACCAACAAA
Nycticebus coucang (slow loris) is the source of this 10251-nucleotide messenger RNA. RefSeq names its product LIF receptor subunit alpha (gene LIFR). The record is from RefSeq and is a predicted model, not a curated record. Gene Ontology annotation, molecular function: oncostatin-M receptor activity; cytokine binding; ciliary neurotrophic factor receptor binding. Gene Ontology annotation, biological process: cytokine-mediated signaling pathway; positive regulation of cell population proliferation. Bases 314 to 3607 code for a protein of 1097 amino acids. Gene Ontology annotation, cellular component: external side of plasma membrane; signaling receptor complex; membrane. Lineage: Eukaryota; Metazoa; Chordata; Mammalia; Primates; Lorisidae. The transcript has 20 exons.